GAAAGCUACAUUAUAUUAUAUUAAUCAAAGUAUUAUUAAUCCCCCAGAUUGAUCAGCCUAAUUUUGGUAAAAGUGAAAAAGGUUUCUGUUCUAAUUCUAAUUCUUUCCUCCCCCAAGCUCCUCUAACUAAAUAGCUAGCUCAGAGAUUACGAAAGUAAGUGAUGCCACGAGCAAAACGGGCGAAGAAAUCCACUUCCUCCCCCAAACCGCGUCUGCAAUCUCAGCCCAAAGCAGUGCAGGGGAAGAAAGAAGAAAAGAACCAAGAGACAGAAGAAACGAAAUCCCAACAGCACAAAAAUAUCACACCCCCAACUUCCCCUCCUAGAGACACAUCAGAGCCGUUCGAACCCCCAUCUCUCCUCGACGAAGAGGAAGUCCCUGGCCAAUCUGAUAUUGACGCCAGCACAAAGCCAACAACAGCAGGAGCAGCAGUACCACCAAGCCGCCGCGGUGGAGGCACAGGCGGCUAUAACGCUUUAAAAUCCUUCAGGGGCCAGGUAUACACCGGCAUGGCCGUCGGGGGCUCUCACACCUGGGAAUACCAGCCGGGCAUCUGGCACGAGACCAAGGAGGAGCCCGAUCUGUGGAAGAUAGACUACCGGGCAACGAAGCGGCGGUCGGGCCGCCGGCCGGCUCCCCAGGGCAGCGGCGCAGCCGUGGGUACGGAGUAUCACUGGUUCAUCGUUGCGCACCAGUACGUCAAGAAGACGGAUGCGAAUACGUAUGAGACGCACAUGACUGGGUCGAAGUAUAAGCUUGCGCAUCGGGGUGCGGAGGCGAAGAGUUGGUCCGUCCCUAGUGUGAAGGACCAGCGGGAGAGGGAGGUUGAGUUGCUGGAGGAUGCGGGGAGGAGGGUUAGGGGGUUACCGCCUGUGCUUGCGGGGGAGAAGGUGAGGGUUGAGAAGAGGGAGAAUGGGCAGCAGAGGCUUGAUGUUUUGUUUGGGGCUGGGAAGGGCGGGGCUGGGGAAAAGAGAGCUGGAUUGGAGCAGGGACAGGCAUCGGAGGGGUUGAAGAGGAAAAGAGAGGAUGAUGAUGAUGCUGACGGAGCGGAUGAGGUUGUGGUGAGCGAGGUAAGUGAAGAGGGUUGAGAGGGGAGGAUGUAUGAACAAAACCUUCAACUGUGAGAUUUCAACAAGUAGUUUUCAUGUUGUGCAAUGUAUAUUGUGUAUAUUAGUGGGGUUGACGCCAGUAAUUCAUUUCUGGCCGCGGUUUGGGUAUAGUGUCGUCGGGCUAUCUAACUAGAAAGCAUUCAUUCGUUGGCACUACUCGUAGAAGAAAUAUUUGCAUGUAGAGAGAAGAAAGAAAGCAACAAAAAAGGCUAGCAACGUUGAUUUCCCAGCGCUAUCCUACAGUCGAGGCAUUCCAAAGCGGAGAACUCAUCAUAGUAGAUUCGUGGGUGUUCAUCCUGUCCAAUCGCCAUACGUUUGAAACAUUUCACGACAAGCGUGUUAUUGAAACGAGAUCUCCCCGCGUCCAGAAAUUCUAACCAAGGUAUUCAAUUAUCCAUUUAUACCAAUAUAUAAAUAUACACAUAUCCAAAAACAUUUACAAUCAAAAAAUCUAAA
Blastomyces gilchristii SLH14081 is the source of this 1565-nucleotide messenger RNA. RefSeq lists its product as uncharacterized. The record is from RefSeq and is a predicted model, not a curated record. The transcript has a single exon. Bases 162 to 1088 code for a protein of 308 amino acids. Lineage: Eukaryota; Fungi; Ascomycota; Eurotiomycetes; Onygenales; Ajellomycetaceae.